Trypanosoma theileri is the source of this 2709-nucleotide messenger RNA. Its product is annotated as putative coatomer gamma subunit. Gene Ontology annotation, cellular component: COPI vesicle coat; endoplasmic reticulum-Golgi intermediate compartment; endoplasmic reticulum. Gene Ontology annotation, biological process: intra-Golgi vesicle-mediated transport; endoplasmic reticulum to Golgi vesicle-mediated transport; protein secretion. NCBI's taxonomy places the organism in Eukaryota, Euglenozoa, Kinetoplastea, Trypanosomatida, Trypanosomatidae. The transcript has a single exon. Gene Ontology annotation, molecular function: structural molecule activity. The record is from RefSeq and is a predicted model, not a curated record. The coding region runs from base 1 to 2709 and encodes 902 amino acids.
AUGGAUCGUGAUCGCUACCGUGGUGAUGAGGAGGAUGAAGAGGAUUAUCUCCCAUUCGAGGGAAUUGAUAAAUCCACCGCAUUACAACAAUGCCGUGUAUUUAAUGAUGUUCGACUGGAUAUCUCCGCCUGUGUGCGGGCCAUUACACAGUGUUUAUAUCUUCUCUCUACAGGGACAACACUCACAGAGGCGGAGGCCACCGAUCUAUUCUUUAUGUCUACCAAACUCUUACAAUCAACAAAUCCAAAACUACGUCGAUUAUUAUAUGUGUUGAUGAAGGAGUUAAGUCCAUUAGUGGAACAACGCUUUAUCGCAUCUAAUUCACUUAUGGUAGAUAUUAAAAGUAACAAUGAUGCCAGUAAGUGUAAUGGUAUCCGUACACUUUAUAAAGUAAUGAAUAGCAGUCUAUAUGCAUCUAUGGAUCGCACCAUUGUGGAAGCCCUCACUUCACAGAGCAGUAAUGUAGUCUGUGCGGCUCUAGUCACUGCACUGCAUAUUGCUCAAGUAAAUCCCGAUAUGGCAAAGAAGUGGGGAACACAACUAACAGAAGUUGUGCGUAGUUGUGGGAAGGCACAGUAUGUCGCUAUUGCACUUCUACACAAGAUGCGAAAGAAUGAUCGACUCUCAGUAACUCGACUUAUUGAUCAGGCAAAGAGUGGUCAAAUACGAUCUCCAUUGGCAUUAUGUUUACUUAUUAAAAUAUGUACGGAAUUAAUGCGUGAAGAUUUUGAAGGAUCUUUGGAUAUUUAUAAAUUUGUAACUUCCAUGAUGCAUAAUAAUAAUGAUUUGGUGGUUUUUGAAUCUAUUAAAUCUAUCUGUUCUUUACGUAAUAUUACAGCAAAGGAGGUUUCACCUGCUGUGAUGGUUGUUCAUCUUUAUCUUAACGCUCAGAACUCUGUUCUCCGCUUUUCUGCUAUUCGUUUAUUAAAUGAAGUGGCUACUUUACAUCCCGCAGCUGUAUCUCCCAUUAAUGCAGAGAUUGAAAACCUCGUAACGGAUCCUAAUCGUAUUAUUGCCACUCUCGCUAUUACUACAUUACUAAAAACAGGUACAGAGUUUACUAUUGAACGUCUUAUUACGCAACUUUCCUCCGCCAGUUAUUUACGUGAAUUAGGGGAUGAGUUUAAAAUGGUCAUUAUUGAUUCUAUGCGUGUAUUAAAUGCAAAAUUUCCUUCCAAGUAUAAUUUAUUUCUUGGAUUUCUCUCCAAGGCCCUCACGGAUGAGGGAAGCAGUCAAUUAAAAGAAAAUGUUGUGGAUGUUAUCAUGGAAAUUGCGAAAUCUAAUCCAGAAUCAAAGGAAUCUGUCAUGCGACACCUUGCGGAGUUUAUUGAUGACUGUAAUUAUCCUCAAAUUGUGCGACGUGUAUUAAUGUAUCUUGGAGAAGAAGUUCCCCAUACGGAGAAUCCAAAGAUGUUUGUACGCUAUGUCUACAAUCAUGCCACUCUUGAACGUCCGGAGAUUCGAGCAGUAGCGGUGAGUACGUUAGCAAAGUUGGCCGCACGUGUACCAUCGCUACGACGAUCUAUCGUUGUAUUGUUAAAACGCACAUGUAAUGACACCGAUGAUGAUGUGCGGGAUCGUGCCGUCUUCUACACACGACUGUUUUUAUCCAAUAAUGAAGAGGCGAUCAACAGCAUGGUAUCAGAGGUGGCCCACACCGUAGCGGCUAGACGAAAAGCCCGCAUGGCCGCGACUGCCGCCGUUAAUAAUAAAGCCUCUGUGUUAAAUGCUACUGGAGAUGAUAUCACUAUGCAGAAGACGGCGGCGCUGGCGGCGUCUCUUACCGGUGAAGAGAAACCCCUCUUCUCCCAUGCGGUCCUGCAGGGACGUGAAAAGAUGCGAAGGAUCAAACAAUUGAUGGAACUCGGGGAACCCUGCUGCAGCAGUGAACCAGUGCCAUUGACAGAUCCCGACAGUGAGUAUGUGGUAACGGUGAUGAAACACGCCUAUGUCUCCCACAUGGUUCUGCAGUUUAGAGUGAAGAACACAAUGGAGAAGAUCACAUUUCGUAAUAUCUCUAUUGUGGUGGACACCGAUGAGGUGGAGGUGGAGCCACUUUAUGUGAUUCCCAUUUAUGCUGUUUCCCCAGGGGCGACGGAGUAUGGAUAUGUGGUGCUUGCGUAUGAAGAGGAACAGUUCCCGAGUGGAGAAGUGGAGUGUCGAUUUAAGUUCGCCAUGCAGGAAGGCGAUGACUUUGACGCCAGUACUCAUAGUCAUAAUAAUAAUAAUAAUAAUAAUAAUAAUAAUAAUAAUAAUAAUAAUAAUAAUAAUAAUAAUAAUAACAGGCAAUUAACACCGGAGGAAGAAGAGGAAUUGGAGGAAUAUCCAUUGGAGAGUUUUGACAUUAAUGUUAGCGACUUUAUCACACCCGUCAAUCUCGCCGGGGGAUUUGAAUCCCAAUGGGAAUCUAUGCAAAACGAAGAAACCACCGGCACUUAUUCAUUAAGUUCAAUGCGCAACUUAACCGUCGCCGCACGGGAGUUGGUCGCCUUCUUUGGAAUGUACGUGGAGGGCGGAAAGCCGGAAAAGAUCACAAGUGCCUCCCAUACAUUAUUGAUGUCUGGCACAAUGGCGAAUCGUGAUCGCUCGUUGGUGUUAAUUAACGCCCGUGUGUUUAUUGCCAAAGAUAAUACAGUGGCGCUGCAACUCACACUACGUGGGGCAACGGCGGAACUUCGGGAGUAUCUCGCCACUGCACUACUCUCUUAG